UGCUGCAGGCCCCCGCCAGCCAAGAAAGGAUGCGCUGUCCCCCUCGCAUCAGGUUGCCUGUACAACAGUAGAAACAUCAGUAACCACCACUUCUGCAUCCAAUCCAGAAAAGAAACACACAGGAGAAACCAUGCGUGAGUGCAUCUCUGUUCACAUUGGCCAAGCUGGAGUUCAAAUUGGCAAUGCGUGUUGGGAACUCUUUUGUCUGGAACACAGCAUUCAACCAGAUGGCACCUUCAGCGACCCACCCAGCAAUGAUGACUCUUUUGCCACAUUUUUCAGAGAGACAAGCACCAGAAAAUACGUACCCCGGGCUAUUAUGGUGGACUUAGAACCAACGGUAGUAGAUGAAGUGCGGACUGGCACCUACCGGCAGCUUUUCCACCCAGAACAGCUGAUCACUGGAAAAGAAGAUGCAGCAAAUAAUUAUGCACGUGGCCACUACUCCAUUGGCAAAGACAAAAUUGACAUGGCAUUAGAUCGUAUCCGCAAACUGGCUGAUGCCUGUUCUGGACUGCAGGGAUUCUUGAUCUUCCACAGCUUUGGUGGGGGCACUGGCUCUGGCUUUACCUCCUUGCUGAUGGAGCGGCUCUCUGUGGAUUACGGGAAGAAGUCCAAACUAGAGUUUGCCAUCUACCCUGCCCCUCAGGUUUCCACCGCUGUGGUGGAACCCUACAAUUCUAUCCUCACCACACACACCACCCUGGAACACUCAGACUGUGCUUUCAUGGUGGACAAUGAGGCCAUCUAUGAUAUCUGCCACCGAAACCUAGACAUUGAGCGCCCAACUUACACUAACCUCAACCGCCUCAUCAGCCAAAUUGUCUCCUCCAUCACCGCCUCGCUGCGCUUUGAUGGUGCCCUCAACGUGGAUCUGACAGAGUUCCAGACAAACCUGGUUCCCUACCCACGCAUCCACUUCCCCUUAGUGACCUACGCCCCCAUCAUCUCUUCUGACAGAGCAUAUCACGAGCAGCUCUCGGUGGCUGAAAUCACCAGCUCCUGCUUUGAGCCCAACAACCAGAUGGUGAAGUGUGACCCACGACAUGGGAAGUACAUGGCCUGCUGCAUGCUCUAUCGAGGUGAUGUAGUUCCCAAAGAUGUCAAUGUAGCAAUUGCUGCCAUCAAGACCAACAGGUCCCUCCAGUUUGUUGACUGGUGUCCAACGGGCUUCAAGGUUGGGAUCAACUAUCAGCCUCCUACGGCUACACCUGGAGGAGACCUUGCCCAAGUCGAGCGAGCAGUCUGCAUGCUGAGUAACACCACAGCCAUUGCAGAGGCCUGGGCAAGGCUCGAUCACAAGUUUGAUCUCAUGUAUGCCAAGAGAGCCUUUGUGCACUGGUAUGUAAGUGAAGGCAUGGAAGAAGAAGAAUUUGCAGAAGCCCGAGAGGACUUGUCUGCCCUGGAGAAGGACUACGAGGAAGUAGCAACUGAUUCAUUUGAGGAUGAAAACGAUGCAGGGCAACCUUAAAACUUAAUCUGCCUUUUAAUGUGCAUAAGAUUGUCUCUAUGUCUCUUUAUUUCAUGUGGCUGCAUUUUCACUUUUCUCACACAUACCAAGUCCAUUGGUACCUUAGUAGAAUGUAAACAGUGAGUUGUCCACUAUGAGACCACAAGACAGCAAUCACAGGAUACAUAACCAGCUAAUCAUUAGUUACUUUGCCUCAGAACACAACAGCUGUCAUAUUUCUUGCUAAUAUAUUCCUGAAAGGAAGUUUACUUGUGGAAGGAAGAGUCCCUCUGACUUCUGUACUGUCAUUUAUGCAACAUAAAGAUAGCCAUGCAGCUGUAAUAUUAUUUGAGGAACUCUGUUGCUUCAAAAUUUCCCACAUUACUACAAACACUAUGUGAAGAGGAGUUACCUGAACUUCUCAGUCUUUAUUUCAUAUUAAUUCUAAACAUAACGCUUGUAAAGCUGUCCUACUUUAAGAUGCAGUGAGAAUUCUGUUGGUGCUGAGAACACACACCUAGUCUGAGUUCCCUUGCUUCUGCACAAUCCACAGUGUGGGGUGGUUGGAAGGUGUGAUUUUGCCAGCUGCCAAGAGUAGGGACACAACUUGGGCAACUCUUUGCUUCAACAUGGAUUUAGAACAUGCUAUGC
This is a messenger RNA of Anas platyrhynchos (mallard), 2101 nucleotides long. Its product is annotated as tubulin alpha-2 chain. Gene Ontology annotation, molecular function: GTP binding; structural constituent of cytoskeleton. The record is from RefSeq and is a predicted model, not a curated record. Gene Ontology annotation, cellular component: microtubule. Lineage: Eukaryota; Metazoa; Chordata; Aves; Anseriformes; Anatidae. Gene Ontology annotation, biological process: microtubule-based process.